AAAAUGUUAAGUGCAUACUUAUCGGUAAUUUUGAUUGCCGUGUUGGCCGGAGUCAAUGUUGUUUGUGCCACCGUGUCCAUUACACGAUAUCAUAAAGGAGAUAUAUUUGAACUGUCAGAUAUGAAAUGUUCUAUAGAAACGUGUAUUGGAACAAGUAGUGGUACUGCAUCGUUACUACAAUCAGACACUUCAAGAAUAGUAAUGGGCAAGAGUGUCAUCAGCGAAGAAAAUGUAGCAGGUAGUCGAAGCAGACUAUCCACAUUACCUAUGGGAUGUCAAUGUCAAUGCAUACAGCCUAUGCCAAUAUUUAGGGAUGAUAUGCAUAUAUGCGUCGAUGACCUACAAGAAUGUUCAUUAGCAUCAUUUGUAUCUGGAACAACGGUACAAAAAAUACCUUACGUUUUUCUACCCCUACAAGGACAAAUUGUGUACCCAAGUGCAGAAAUUAAAAUUGCUGGUAUGCAGUAUCCUAUGUGUGCUAUUUCAAGAGCUAAAUUUUUAACUCGAAGUGGUUGGGUUAAUUUUAAGAACCAAUCAGAUUUUGAAACUCCAUUCCAAAUACAUCGUGAAAAUGGACAUAUUAUGCUUCUAUGGAUGGGUAAUUUACAGUUAAGAUCUAGUGUUGAAGGUCGUUUAGUUUUGGUAGAAAUGAUUUGUAAGGAAUCAAUACAAGAUUAUGAAGAUAAUGCUCCACAAACUGUUACUCCUUGUAUUUCAUUUCGAAUAGCAGGAACACCGAGUGUAAAGGAAGUUCUAUUUUCUACGGAUAGUAAAACAUCAGAACAUACACCCAGCAAUGGAUUGACUAUUAGUGAACUUGUCACUAUUGGAAUAUGUUCUGUUCUACUCGGUUUAAUGUAUGUAGCUUCUAUUUUAUUGUUCUUACACGUGCGCAAAAGACGUUCAAAAGAAAGAACUGACGAUGUAGAAAAAUUUAAUAAUCCUAAUGUAUCUAAGGAAAUAUCUGAAGAAGGAAUAGUGAAAAAUAAUCCACUUCUACAACAUAAUUAUAAUGAUAACGAAUCAUUUGAACCAGAUGAUGACAAUAUUUAUAAUAUACAUUCACCUGAGGAAACUGAUACUUUAGAAAUUGUAGAGAGAAGUUAUAAAAAUAGAAGUUUAACAACGGCCAUAGUGCACCCCAAUCAAUUACACAGGUCAUUUAUUAAACAUUCUGUAUCUACGUAUAACUCUGAUUCGAAUUCAAUCGAAAAACAUCCAGAGGAAGAUGUAUCGAUAGUUGAAACGCUGGAAAAUAAAGAAGAUCAAUGUGAUAAUAUUAGAUCUAUUGUAUGUGCUAAUCCAAGAAGAAAACUUUAUUUUAACCCAGCUUAUUUUCAACCCGAGCUACUCUUAGCACCACCGCCAGCAGCACUGGAAUUUUUAGAUAAGAUUCGAGAAGUUAUAUAUGAAGCAAAAAGGAAAAUCGCAAUGAAAAAAUUUACGCCUAAUCUUAUUGUUAUUCAAGAAGAUAAAUAUGAAGAAUCCAAUGACAAAUCAUCCUCUUGUAAUAAAUGUAAUGAUCAGUUUAAAAUUAAAUCAGAUACGAUUCAAAAGUGGUUAAUGGAUGUCCCAACAGAAGUAACCAAGAAUCAGUUACUAACAAAAUCUAUUAGCCCCAAUACAACAGUUUAUGCGAACUCGAAAGAUCUAACUAUUGAGUUAUUCAAACAAGACGAACUAAAAGUGGACAUAAAAGUUUUUAAUGAUAUUGAUGACGACAAUGAAGAAGACGCAAGUACAAAUAUUGAAUGUGACAGUUUAGAGAGGUCAACGAUACACAAGCAAAAAAGUGGUUACCACACCCCAUCCGAAUACGGAAAUCCAAGACAGGAAUUAAGUCCUGUUUUGAGUAAUUCAUCGUUACCACUAGAAGAAGAACUUACAAUAAAUACAUCAUAUACUUACGAUACUGUCACAAAAAGAGAAAGUUAUUACGAUCAUAUAUCUGGUCCGGAUUGUGUACGUGAAAAGCCUAAAAAGGAAAUUCUUCCUGAUAUAUUGAACAGGUCCUUUGAAUGUUAUAAUUUAGUUAGUGAAGUUUAUGUAAAUGAUGGAUUCAGCACGAGUUUAUCACCAUAUAAUACUUUAGGUAAUAAUAUUAAGAAGAAAAGUCCUGGUCAAAUCACUAUUGAGGUUGAAGAUUGUCCAGAUAAUCACCCAGUCGAAGAUUCUGAUCAUUUUGAACCCGAUACAUUAGAUCGAAUUAGUAAGAAAAAUUACGAUUUUAAGAGCCCACUUAAGCCUGUGUAUUCGACAGAUUUUUUUGAAAUAACAGUAUCGUCCAACCAAAAACCUAUUAAAAAUGGGUUGAAUAGUUUGUUAGAAAUUUACGAAGCUAAAAGCGUUAUAGCUGAUGUCCAAAAACGUUGGAAUAUAUCAGACAAUAACAACUACUUGAUGCCCGAUCCAAAACAUAGUAGACGGCAGAGAUGCCCAUCGCCACCUCCAAUACAAAAUCAUCCAAAAAACGUGUGUGUCAGAAGCACUAGCAAGCACGGAGCUAUGCAUGUGGGAUGUUUAAGCUCUCAAAAUGGUAUUAAGCAAAUUAAUGAUAACAUAGCUAGUGCUUCUGACAAACGAGUAAAUGUUUUGCAAAACGAUGUUCAUAAAUACGAAGAUUCUGGUUAUCUUAGUACUGAAUCCGGCGAAUCAUUUAGUAAAUCUGUAGCUAUAGGAUUGGAUACCGAUGAGUCUGGCGCAGAGAGCAUAGAUACUGAUUUUAAGUACUUUAAAGUACAUAGAAAUCGUAAUUACUGUGAUUGGUAAAAUUAAUACAUCAAAAUAUUUUGUUUAUUUAUUAAUUAUAAUGAUUACCAAAAUUAGAUUAGUAUAUACAGAGUGAUCGGUUUAUUAUAAACCGCUCAAUUACUCACAAAAUAAAUACAAUAUUGGAAAAAUAAUUUUUGAUUUCUUCCAUAUAAUUCUUGAUUUAUCAGUUAAUAGUUAUUUUUUUAGGAUUAUCCCUUAUUUUUAAUUUUUUAAAUGGAAAAAUACAUAUUUAACCAGCUUAUAAAUAGAAAAUAGUCUAAUUAAAAAAAUGAUUGGUCAAUAACAACUUUUGGAUCAGAACUUUGGAUAUUAUUCUCAUUUUUAUAUCUAGGCGGGUUGAAGAGUAUAGCCGGUAAAUGACUAGUGUUAUAAAAGCAGCACACAUUCCUCACCUUCGGUCAUUACUUUAAAUUACAAAAAUGUUACAUAAGGGAUGAUCCUAAAAAGUAUUUAUUAGCUGAUAAAUCAAGAACUAUAUGUAAGAAAUCAAAAAUUAUUUUACGAGUAAUCGAGAGGUUUAUGAUAAAUCGAUCAUUCUGUGUAGGUUAUUAUUGAUAACUCCAUACUAUUACAAUUUUUAACUUUCAUUUUAAUUAUUGUAUAGAUUGUAUAUAACCGAUUUCAUCUCAUAAUUAUUGUCAA
This is a messenger RNA of Daktulosphaira vitifoliae (grape phylloxera), 3414 nucleotides long. RefSeq lists its product as uncharacterized. Gene Ontology annotation, biological process: imaginal disc-derived wing hair organization. NCBI's taxonomy places the organism in Eukaryota, Metazoa, Arthropoda, Insecta, Hemiptera, Phylloxeridae. The record is from RefSeq and is a predicted model, not a curated record. Gene Ontology annotation, cellular component: cell cortex. The transcript is spliced from 8 exons. The coding region runs from base 4 to 2769 and encodes 921 amino acids.